Messenger RNA from Antechinus flavipes (yellow-footed antechinus), 5221 nucleotides. It is a transcript of the gene EFCAB5, whose product is annotated as EF-hand calcium binding domain 5. Bases 26 to 4624 code for a protein of 1532 amino acids. The record is from RefSeq and is a predicted model, not a curated record. Gene Ontology annotation, molecular function: calcium ion binding. NCBI's taxonomy places the organism in Eukaryota, Metazoa, Chordata, Mammalia, Dasyuromorphia, Dasyuridae. The transcript is spliced from 22 exons.
GUGGUUGUGUCUUCUAUGAGGCAAGAUGAAGAAGGCAAGUAAAGAGAAAGCCUCAUCUUCCAAAGAGAAAGUCCUGUCUUCCAAAGAAAAAAUCUCAACCAGCAAAAUGAAACUCUCCAAUUCCCAAGAGAAAUCUUAUGCUUCUAGAGAGAAAGUUUCUAUUUCCAGAGAGAAGGCCUCCAUUUCCAAAGAGAGAGCCUUCAUUCCCAAAGAAAGAGGUUCCAUUUCUAAAGAGAAGAAUUCCUUUUCCAGAUCUAUGUCUGCUGAACGAUCAUCACUGCCUGGCUCAUCUUUUCAGAUUAUGACUUCAAGCAACAAAAACCUUCAUUCUCAACAGUCAGAAUUGCCAGCAGUCAGUGGAUAUGACAUGUCUAUGGUUGAAGAAAAUGUACAAGAAGAUGAAGUGGAAGAGAUGCUUAAUCCUACUGCUCAAAAAGUAUCUGAAGUAAUUAUAUCAGAUGAGCCUGAAUUUAAGACAUUAGAGGAAAUGGUUUUGGACAUAGAAGGACCUUCAAAGAUGGCAGAAAGCAUGUUUCCAUGGAAGGACAAUUUCUUUGAAAAAAUUGAAGCAAGAUCCAUUGCUAUGCAGGAAAAUGUAAUCAAUAAGUUUCUCCAGCAAAAGGAAGUAGAGAAAAAGAUGGAUAAAAAGUUUCCUUUGGAUAACUUGGCCUAUGAAUGGUUAAAUGAUAACAAAAUGACAUUGGAUACGCAGGCAUAUUUACUUGAGAAACUGUUGCCCACCCUGAUGCCAGGGGUUGAAAAAUUAUUAAUGGAAGUAGAAAAGAGGAAGAUUUUGCAAUCUAAAAAGAAAAUAAAAUUUGAUCCAAUUAAUUAUUUGGGGGAAUACCUGAUGAGAAACAAUCCCAAUUACCAAAAAGACUUACCAGAAACUGGUUAUUUGAAAGCAAUGAAAGAUGUCACAAAAGAAAUGAAAACCCAAAUUCCUGAAACUCCCUUCUAUAGAAUAUCCAAGAUGAAGAGUGAUGUCAAAGAAAAACAAGACCAAAGAGAAAAUAUCAAAAAAAUCAAGUCCCAGGUGGGCAAGAUGCGGAAGGAAGCUCUGGGGAUGCAGUUCAAAGAAUGGCCUCUGGAUGCUGAUGGAAAGAUUCCACUUCCUGUGAUACAGAAUGCUGUCCAAGCGUUUCAGGACACCGAGGCAGGACAGAAAAUUGAAGAACUUUAUCAUCCAAUGGAAUUUGUAGGAUCAAUGAAAGAUAAGACAGAUGAAGAAGGUUUUGUAAAGGAGAUCUUUCCUGUUGUCAAGGACUUAUCAAGUGAAAUGUUUGCGGACUUCUUGAAGCACUUCUGCCAGAGUGCAGAUGACCUCUUGGAAAUAGUGAAACGUGACAUGUUAAGACAAAAGUUUUUACAACUCUUCUUGGCCUGUGACAAAGCAAAGAUGGGGUUCCUGGACCGGGAGAGGAUACUGACCUUGCUGGAAAACUUCUAUGACAAAAGCCCAAGGAUAGUUAAGAGGCUAUUUCGUAACCCAAGAUAUUGGCCAUUCAUUGAAUUUCGAGACAUAGAACCGGCUGAGUUCUGGGGAAACUUGGAUGAUGAGAGGAACCCUUUUCAGGCAUUGGAACACAUAUCUUCAGGAGAGAUGAAGAAACACCUUCUGGACUUUGAGAAGCUGUUGUCCCAGCAUGACACAGAAGAGGAUGAAGAAGAAGAGCCUAAAAAGAUUAGGCCUACCACAGAAAAGGCCCAUAGAGAUGACUUAAAGCCACAAGAAACAGUAAGUUAUGAAAAAAUCCAUGGCAAGCUAAGUUUAGCAAAGGAGGAGUUGUCUCCAGAAUCUCAGAAAAGACGAAGUCAAGAAAUAGAGAAAAGAACAUCCAGAGAGGAAGAAAGAGCUAGAAAGUCAAGAGCCUCCUUAAAAGAGAAGAGAGAUUCUAAGGUACCAAGAAAGGAGAGUGAAUCGGUCUCAGAAGGGAAGAGAUCAAGCACAGCACUGCCACAGGAUGGGGAAAAGCAAGAGGCUGCAAAGAUGUCCCAAGAUGCAUCUGCAGUAGAGCAGGGACAAGCCCCCAUAGAGAAGAAAGCAUCUCUACAAAUCAAAGAAUCCCGUUCCCUGGGAAAAAGCCCCAUGCUCCAAGAGGAAAGCAGCCAAGGGCAGUUGACAGAUCUUGCAGAGCACAAGGAAGUUAAAGGGCAGCCCAAGGUUUCCAAAUCAGCCUCAAAAGAAAGUCCCCCAGAAACUGAAGACAAAGACAAAGUCUGUGAGCCCAAGAGCCAGCUAAUAGAAGGGAAGCCAUGGUCAGGUGAACUCUUAACGUCUGAUCUGGCCAGGGACUAUAUGAAAUAUGGAGAAAACAAAGAAGCUUAUUUAGUCUCUGAGGACCCCAGGUUUGCAGAGCUGCGUCCAAUAAUCCUCAGAAUUCUGAGCCAUCAAGAGCCAAAUAUAAGGAGCCCGUUUACCCAGAACUACCUCACAGUGACGCAGUUUAUUCAGCUCAUGGAGACAUUUGUGGGGGAAGGUAUCUCUACUGGGAUUAUGAAGAAGUUCAUCAACUUUAUAAAGAAGAAUUACGUGGAAACACAGGAAGAAAAAAUGAACCAGCUGGAGAAGAUUCAGCAAGAGAUCUUGGAAUUGCGAAGGAAGAUACUCCUAGAAGCUCUUUUUCAGAAAUGGGAUAAUGAAGGCUCUGGCUUUGUGGACCUGCGUGAGGUUGAUAAACUUCUCUUUACUUAUAAGGAAGGCAUGGAGAAGGCAUCAAUGCAAAAAGCCAAACUGCACAUAAAACUGCCUGCGCCCCACCCUGGCAACGAGAUCAGGUUGAACGUGGACCAGUUUACAAAUUACAUCGAGCUGGUCGUGGCCGAGCUCACCGGCAACGAAAGCGAAGUCUUGGACAACAUGGUGGAGUUUCUGAUGACGAGCUUGCCAAGGAAGCACUUAGAGCAGCUGCGGAGCCGGGCCCGGCGGAAGUGGCUGCGGGAGAUCCGGCAGGCGGCCGAAACCAGCGGCGUCUACCUGGAGCCCGUCUACGCCGCUGUCUUCAAGGCCCUGACGGAGGAUGCUGAAGCCCAUGGCAACAAGAGGAUCAGCGCCUAUAUUUCCCUCUUGGAAGAAAACAAAAUCAUUCCCGAGAGGGGGAACUACCUCCUGAGGAUUGUAGCCUGCACCAUAGACGAUGCUCCAUUUGUCCUGAAGCAAGUGCUUUAUAGGGACAUGAAAGGCAUCAGUUUUACAGUUGUGGAUCAAGGGGUGCCAAUCUAUGUCCCACAAGUUGAGAAUCAUGGAAACAUCCAUUUCUGGAACACUUCUCGUAAACCAAAGGAUCGUAAAGGGUCGUUCCUGGCUCUCCCUCUUGAGGAUGCUUAUAAAAGAAGCUUUGGGGUCCUGGCAGUAGACACCCUACGGGAUAGCUCCAGAAGAAGCAUCUUUGUAGCUCAUGAGAUCAGCUACUAUCAGGGUGUGGCCAACGUAUUUAGUAUUGCCUACCACUACGUUCACAGCCGAGAACACAUCUUGCAUGUGAUAGCAACCGCUGCUGGCUGGCUCCACAUUGUAGCAUCCAGCAUCAAGAGCAUUACCACCUUUCUAAUGGAGCCAGGGCUAGAGAAGGAUUCAGAUUACGUUCUACGAAAAGUUAUGUACUUGGACAAUAAAAGACAGAUGGAAAUCUUCUCCUCUCCCGCCAUCCUCCACAGAAAGGAGAAUAUGUUCAGAGACUAUAUCUUUAGAAGCGUCGAUACCUCUCAGGUUAUCUUCACCCACGCCCUUGGGAUGUUUCACAUAGUUGUUCCAAUCCGAGACAGAAAGGGCCUAGCACUGGGGGUGCUUGAUUUCACCAUUUCCCCGAAGAAAAUGUUGUCGAUUCAGGAGUACAAAGAUCUCCAGAAAAUGCUGAAGAUACUCCAAGAAGCCUGCAAUGAAAUACUAGGAGAAUGCUCGGGAGAAAUCAAGAAAAAAUAUUUCCUAGAGUUGGAACACAAAGGAGAAGUACAAAGGGUAGGAAUUCUCUUCUUCCGCAUCAUGCUGAAAGACGUCCAAGGGAGAAUCCGGGAGCUCGAUCCUCAGGCCUUCAAAGAACUGCAGCUUUAUUAUGAUGAAUCUUUGUCUGUGGCAUCUGAGUCCCCAGCCAUUGAACAGGAUCAUGAGGAUGAUCACGAGACUCUUUCCUUGAUCUAUGAGGAUGAUCACCAGGCUCCUCCCUUGAUCCAUGAGGAUCAGCACCAGGCUCCGUCCUUGAUCCAUGAGGAUCAGCAUCAGGCUCCUCCCUUGAUCCAUAAGGAUUAUCAGCAGGUUCCUACCUUGAUCCAUGACAUCGUAAAAGCAAUAGUGUUGAUGGUUAAUUCGGAAUGGGAGGAUAUAGAGACUGUUGAGGACUGGGAUUGGUGUAAAAAGCACAUUACCAGUGAAUGGAUUGCACAGCUUUGCACCUUUGAUCCUACUGCAGAUGAUGUCAAUGUUGAUAUAACGUUCAUUUCUAAAUGUAUCAAAGGACAUUCCCGAAAAGCUGUGUGGAUGCAGGAAUCUGUUGCCAUUGAAUACUUAUACCACUGGGCACUCACCUGUCUGUGUCUGAUGGAGCUAAAGCAGAAACUUGAGAACAAAUAUGCUCCUCCUCUGCCCUCCGGAGAGCUGUCCCUCCACAGACUACAGAUCGAUUUUUAAAAGACCAUCCUUGAUGGGGAUGGUAGAGGGGUCUUGAUUUUCUGGGUUAGUUAUUAAGAUAUUUUCCUUUAGAAAGAAGUGCUUCCAGAUAAAUGCCUUAAGCCACAUCAGAAGUUAUAAACCAGAUGUCUCCGAUGCCUGCCCUUUCCGACUCCCAGAAGCUAUCAGCGUUGAUAGCUGGGUGGUGUUUAUUUCAUUUUUGUCAUGGGAAUGUAGGCUGAAAGGGAAACAUAAGGCUGUGAAAAGUCUAUGACUAAAACAGAAUUCCAUAUUGCCUGUUAAACGAACCAGAGCGGGGGUUACUUUUGAUUUCAAUCAACUUCCAGUUUUUCUGAUUCAUGGCCCCUUCGCCAUUGAAAAGUCAUCUGAACCAGACAGCCUUGUAGAAAGAGCAUCUUCGUCUCUUACUCAUGGGAAAAAGCCAACACCCUUGUUUGUGUGGAGGGCCCUGCCAAGCUCAAGCAUGGCAGAAAGACUUUUACUUCUUCAAAGCUUGUGAUUACAACAAACUUUACUGCUUGGCGGCGAGAUUCCAUCUUUGUAAUAAUGUAUCUGAUGGCAGAAUCCAUUUUUUAAUAAAAUUUUGGGAAAUUAAAA